AUGCACCCUACCUCCCUUAUAAUGACCUCGAGCUUAAUUGUUAUUUUUACACUGCUGGCAUUCCCUAUCUUUACUACACUAACCCCUGACCCCCGAAAACAUGACUGAGCCCUUUCCCACGUUAAAACCGCAGUUAAACUGGCUUUUCUGGUUAGCUUGCUACCUCUUUUUCUAUUUAUCAAUGAAGGGGCAGAGACAAUUAUCACCUCGUGAAACUGGAUUAACACCCUUGUUUUUGAUAUUAAUAUUAGUUUCAAGUUUGACCACUAUUCUAUUAUCUUUACCCCUGUUGCCCUCUAUGUAACCUGAUCUAUUUUAGAAUUCGCCUCUUGAUAUAUGCAUACCGACCCCUUCAUGAACCGGUUCUUCAAGUAUCUUUUGACUUUUCUUAUUGCUAUAAUUAUUCUAGUUACAGCAAAUAACCUCUUUCAACUUUUUAUUGGGUGAGAAGGCGUCGGUAUCAUGUCUUUCCUUCUCAUUGGUUGGUGAUACGGGCGGACAGAUGCAAAUACAGCAGCCCUCCAGGCAGUCGUAUACAACCGCGUUGGAGAUGUCGGACUAAUCUUUGCCAUGGCAUGGAUGGCCACCAAUCUCAACUCCUGAGAAAUGCAACAACUGUUUGUGGCGGCCAAGGACUUUGACCUCACUUUCCCCCUUCUAGGGCUAAUUGUUGCAGCCACGGGAAAAUCCGCCCAGUUCGGACUCCACCCGUGGCUCCCCUCUGCCAUAGAGGGUCCUACGCCGGUCUCUGCCCUACUGCAUUCAAGCACAAUAGUAGUCGCGGGCAUCUUCCUACUAAUUCGAAUAAGUCCCCUAUUGGCAGAAAAUCCAACCGCCCUUACUGUCUGCCUCUGCCUAGGCGCCCUCACAACCCUGUUUACAGCUACCUGCGCCCUAACACAAAACGAUAUCAAGAAAAUUGUGGCAUUCUCAACAUCAAGUCAGCUGGGCUUAAUAAUGGUAACCCUCGGACUUAAUCAGCCACAACUAGCUUUCCUCCAUAUUUGUACUCACGCUUUCUUCAAAGCAAUGCUUUUUCUCUGCUCUGGCUCAAUCAUUCAUAGCCUAAACGACGAGCAAGAUGUUCGCAAGAUAGGAGGCAUACACCACCUCACCCCCUUCACCUCUUCAUGCCUAACUAUUGGUAGCCUAGCUCUUACUGGCACUCCUUUCUUGGCAGGUUUUUUCUCAAAAGACGCCAUCAUUGAGGCGUUAAACACAUCCUACUUGAACGCCUGGGCCCUCAUCCUGACUCUCUUGGCCACUUCCUUUACCGCCAUUUAUAGCCUGCGUGUUGUAUAUUUUGUGUCUAUGGGUUACCCUCGAUUCAGCCCCCUCUCCCCAAUUAAUGAAAACAACCCGGCGGUCAUCAACCCCAUCAAGCGACUAGCCUGAGGCAGCAUCGUCGCCGGCUUUCUGAUUUCCUCAAACAUCCUCCCUCUAAAAACACCUGUCAUAACAAUAACCCCCCUACUUAAAAUUGCCGCACUCAUCGUUACGAUUGGAGGCUUGCUGCUCGCCCUAGAGUUGGCCUCCCUUACAAAUAAGCAGUUUAAACCCACCCCCCGUUUAACCCCCCAUCAUUUUUCUAACAUACUAGGGUUCUUCCCUACAAUCGUCCAUCGGGUUUCCCCAAAACUCAACUUGGUCCUAGGCCAAACAAUUGCAAGCCAAAUAGUUGACCAAACGUGACUAGAGAAGUCCGGCCCCAAAGCCAUGGCCACUCUUAACACUCCCCUCAUCACAACUACAAGUAACACGCAACAGGGGAUGAUAAAGACUUACCUCUCCCUCUUCCUUUUAACCCUAGCUCUUGCCACCCUGGUAUUUGCUAAUUAA
Etheostoma spectabile (orangethroat darter) is the source of this 1839-nucleotide messenger RNA. Lineage: Eukaryota; Metazoa; Chordata; Actinopteri; Perciformes; Percidae. The record is from the annotation of a RefSeq genome assembly.